CUAACUUGUUAGGCUUUUGUCACGAAGUUUUAUUCAAAAUUUCAAUGAGUAAUAAAAAAAAAUAGUAAAUUUAAUUCCGUUCACCGUCAUGGGCUCCGAAUGGGAAAAAACUUACGAUCGGCUAGUCCGCGAAAAUGAAAAUGACGGGCAGAGGCUGGAGCACCUUGAGCGGCAAGUGCGAAACUUCAAGGCCAAAAGAAAGAGUCUGCAGCAACGGAUCGAGCAGGAGAAAAAGGACAUGGACGUAUGGAUGGACAUGAUGGAGCGUUUGAAGCUUGAGGUGAAGCGCUAUAAGGCCAAAAAGCAUAAUCUUCCUCCCAAGAAAAAAAAACAACUGGAUCACAUCCUAAAGAGAUUGCCUCACGACAAUUUUAAUGAAAGGGUUCGGCUAAUGGAGGUAUCGGAGAAUCUAUUCCCCAAACCAUGUAAAGAGCCAAAGAAAAUAGCCCCACCCAAAAGUCAAGACCCUUGCGACUUGGAGGUUACAUUGCCAAGGAAGUGCGAUCCCAGCAAGCAAUCCGCUGUGGACCGGCGAAUCGCAAAGAUCAAUAAGGAUAUGAGGACCCUGAGGAAAAUUAAUGACAAAACACUGGAAGUCAUGGCGGAUAUUCGGGCACUGAAGACUACCAUCAACUACUUGGAACAGGGUCACUGCACCAACAUGAAGAUAACACCCUUCGUGGACCCCAGAACCGCAUUAAAGACAACCACUGAGACGCCGGUAAAGAAGGCCAUCAUUUCAUUGGACCGUUUGCGCAAGACGAAGUACCGGAAGUACCUUACCCGAGAGGUCUUGGACGUACGACCGUCAUUCAUUCUCGAGAACGUGCCCCAGUUGAUGCCCAAGAUGUAUGACUUUCUGGAUCAAAACCAUUCCAAGCACGGCAAAAGAAAAAACUAGUCAUUUUAAUUCUGGUGGGGAAAAUAAUUUAUUAAGCCGAGAAUUAGUCUACUUAGGCAUAGUCUAUUUAAACGUGUUCUAUGAUACGCUAAUCCUGUCCAGCUCUUGUUCCAUAUUUACAAUUUACAAUAACAACUAAACUCAUUGAUCAUCACCGGAA
Molecule: messenger RNA, 1061 nt
Organism: Drosophila bipectinata
Lineage: Eukaryota; Metazoa; Arthropoda; Insecta; Diptera; Drosophilidae
Source: RefSeq, a predicted model, not a curated record